AUGGCGGCUGUUUCCAGUUUGAGUGUGUGCCUUCCGGAGAUCAAAAGAGACCUUCUUUACGCCGUGAAAGAAUGUUCAGAGAGAGGCUUACUGCACAGUGCUAAGUGGUAAGCGUAGGAAAAGGGGAAAGUUAAUACUUUUCUUAUUUUUGUGAGGAUGAAGUAGAGAUCUUGAUGUGAUGGUUUGUGAUAGAGAAUUCGAAGUUCUUCUGACGUGCAACUACAAACAUGUACUGUCAACAGGACGACUUAAACUAAGGCUUAUUUACAUCUCAAAUUAUGAAUCAGAGUAGGGUAAGAUUUCUGCACAGCCCCAUACAUUUAUUAUGUAUGAGGCAAUCUCAUACUAUUUCAAAGAAACAGUUUAUAUGAAUACAGUCGAAAGUAUGCAAAAUGAAUGUACGGGACUGUGCGGAAAUCUCUGCCCUGCGGUUAUGCUGAUUGUCCUUGAAUGCCGUCUAACUCAUGACAUGUCGUUGUAUAUAGAAAGGCAGACUGACUGUUGAGUGUGUUGAUGGAUGAAUUCAAGAAAUAACCACCCCACCCACCCCUUUCCCUCUUUGGUAUGUGGUCAGGAACUGAGAAAUGCUCGGAACGGUUCGCAUAUCCUAUAAUAUUACUCAACAAGUGCUCUGAUCUCUUCUAGAGUUUUUGACUGUCCCCUGAGACCCUCAAUAUGUCUCAGUUCCAGACCUCGCACCAGCUGACAAAAGAAUUUAAAAUGACCAGCAAAGGAAACAAAUUCCAAGCAAUUAGAUAGUUAUUAUAAUCAGAUCAGAUGUUAGAGCCCCCAGUGACUGUACUAGCUUUCCAGAAGUUAUGGCUGUUAACCCUCGCAACUAAUAGUGGCCAAAGAAGAAAACCACAUGAAACUUUUUGGGGGGAAAUCCUGGGAAAUAAAUAGAACUAUGCAGAAGUUCUGGCAAAGAGGUUUCAUUUGAGUGGUAACACCACAGGAUUUCAUCCACACACUCAAAAGUUAGAACUACAUACUAAACAAAUAGUACCAUGUGAAAGUACUGCUGAAAAGGUUUCAUUUGCAUCGUAACACCAUAGGAUUUCAUCCACAGACUCAAAAGUUAGAACAACAUACUAAACAAAUAGUACCAUGUGAAAGUAGUGCUGAAGAGGUUUCAUUUGAAUGGUAACACCAUAGGAUUUCAUCCACAGAAUCAAAAGUUACAACCACAUACUAAACAAAUAGUACCAUGUGAAAGUACUGUUGAAGAGGUUUCAUUUGAAUGGUAACACCAUAGCAUUUUCUCCACACAAAUAAUACUGCCAUAAUGUGGUCUUGGAGUGAAAAGGUUCUAGGCAAUGCCAUUGGGCAGCUCCAAUUUUAUUUUUGGCCAAAACAGCUGUUCAAUGGCUGCUAAUUGCCUUGGGAAUACGACUACCAACACUACAAGUUAGGUCCUGUUUACAUGGAGGUGUGGGAAGACAACACGCUUAGGUGGGGUAACCUGCCUGUCCAUAUAACCUCUCAUAUGGUUACCCACAUAUCAUGUAAACGUGAUCAAAUUUAGAAUAAUAAGAGAUUAUAUGACAGGCGGUUUACCCCACCUAAGUGGGUUACCUCGCCUAUCUCCCAGGGAGGGGUACCCCGGAUUUCAAGUGAAAGGGAUGAUAGAAUGGAGGCAAAAAUGAAAACCCCAAAAAAAAUCCCAGGGCUUCAAACAAAACCCAAGAAAAUCCCUGGACCAAAAUUUAACCCCCAAAAAAUCCCAUGCCGAAUUUCCAAGCCAUAAAAAUUUCCAGAAAGCAUUAAAUGAUAUAAAACAAAAUAGAAACAUUAGUAAUGGAAUGUUUGUGUUUGUUUGUUCAUCACACCUUCUGGAGUAAGAACCUUUUCCUUAUCUGGUGGUCAUUGUAACAACACUCCAGACACCCAAGAACAUCUUAAAACAGUUGCAAAACAAGUUUGGUUUUACUUUAUUCGCGGACCUAUGUGGCUGGGAUGCGCAGGAACUAUCACGAAUCUUCAGAUUGUUUUGAAUACCCAAAUCAAGCUACCAAAAAAAAUACUUGCCAAAAUUUUCCUACCCAUAAAAAUCCCAAAAUUGAAAAUUUCAAACGCAUAAAAAUCCUUCAAUCAUUCCUGUCACUUGAAAUCCAGAGAACCCCCCUGGGGUCCCCCAUCUCAACACAAGCAGGCCCUUAGUGUCAUAUGGAAUAAUCAUUAAUUUUAUGGAUUGCCUCAGUAAGUUUUUGCUGAUGACAUCUUUUUUUGUCACUUAGGUCUUCAGAGAUGGCCUAUUCUAUUCCAUCCUUCACAUCUCCUGUUUAUCUCCCCAAGUCUGAUUAUUCUGAUCAACAGUUUAUAAAAGAUUUUGAUAAGUAUACUCUGGGAAAAGCAUUCUUUGAUCUGAAGGAGUUUGACAGGGCAGCUUUCUUUUUAGAAGGUUGUAUCAGCCAGAAAGCAUAUUUCCUUUACAUGUAUUCACGUUAUUUGGUGAGUAACAACAGUUUUGACAGAAAUAGCAUUUACUGGGUGGCUACUGUUUUGUUUAGGUUAUAUAAUCUUUUUUUUUGUUGUUCAUCUCUUGUAUCAUACAAUGUAUGAAAAAGCAAAUCUUUAAAGAUAGGUUACCUGUUAAUAGCAAAAUACCUUUACACCUCUUUUGACUAUUAAAAUGUGUUUUGUUUUAAAGGCUGGUGAGAAACACAAAAAUGAUGACAUGUUAGAUAUAUUAGGUGGGUAUGGAAAUGUGCUGCUUUUCUUUCUUUGCUUUGUUUUUGUUAAGUGCUACAUAGUUGACCAACGAUCACAGCAGGCUUGUCUGUUGGACAAGCAGCUUAAAAAUCUUCUUUUUGUUGUUUCUUGCCCCGGUCAUUGCUUGCUUAUCCUAGUUGAUAAUUUUUUUAGCCUUUUCUAGCUCUAGGUUGUAGUUUUAGAUUUAAUUUUGAAAUAUUUUUAAACAGUUGCAUUUUUGCUUUUCUAGCCUUUUCUAGCUCUAGGUUUUAGUCUUAGUUUUUGAUGACAUUGGUUGUAAAUUUUGUUUUUCCAGCCUUUUUAAUUUGUAGUUAGAGUCUAUUUGUAAGCCAUUUUUAUUUAGUGAGGCCUUUUUUUUCUCUGGGAAACUCUAUAGGGCAUUAUUUUUAUGGAUAUAGUGCUAUAUAAGUAAAUAUUUACUUAUUAUGUUAUUGUGAAAGGUUUGAACCCAGGAGUCAUUUCAAAAGUAGGUUGAGUUUGAUUGUCUGGGUGAAUAAGUCCUGAAUAGGACUGUUGUUGUUGACAGUAACUGACGUUUCAAUAACCUGUGCGGUAGUCAUCUUCAGAGUCAAAGUGAGAUGUAUCAUGUCAGUUGAUGGUAUUAUACUCUGGUUAUUGAUCUGAUUGGUCAAUUACGUUGCGAUGUUAUUGGUCGUCUGUCAGUUAAGCCAUGAUGUUAUUGGCUAUGAAGACUCGUAAUCAUUAAUUGGUGCGUUUCGAUCCGUCUAUUGUCACAGUUAAACAGUCGUCUAUUGUUAGUCAAAUUGUCAUUCUCUCAUAGUUAGUUUUGCUUGAUCUCGUCAAUAAGUCGCUUUAUUAUUGUAAUUAGAAGAUAUUGACUUGCCCAGAACUUUGCUCAUUGGGCAAGUCAUCUUAAAAAGUUCCUUGUCCAUUAAGAAUAUCUACUCUUCCUUGAUGAACGGAUAGGAAUUUUUCUCAAGCCCUGAAUACAGAAAAACAGUCAUGUUAAAGAAGUUGAUGAAUUUCACACUCCAUGUUCACUCAGAGUUGUGGCAAAAUAUUCAAAUCAGUAGAUUUCAACCAAACACUGUUGAAUCAUGAAUCAUAAAAAUAAUGUUCCUUUGUGUUAUUGCAAGUAUGGCAAGAAAUUAUUUAGUUUCAAUUUUGUAUCUCUUAUUGCUUUACAAGGUCCACAAGAAACUGUGGCAAACAAGGCACUGACUUCUUUGAGAGCAGAACUGUGUGGCAAACACAGAGAGCUUGAUGGGUUUUGCCUUUACUUGUGAGUGACUGUGCAACAUAUAUCUUUUACAUUUUGCUUUUAAUUUUCUCUUACUGUUGUCUAGUUUUUACUUUAUCUGUCACAAUUGACCCACAUGAGUGUGCAAAGAAUAUCUUCCUUUUUAUCUCUUAUUUGUGGAAAAAGAAAAUUGUAUUAUGUUGAAUUCUGUUCUCUUCUGAAUGUGAAUUUCUUAAAGCUCUUCUUCCUUUCUUUACAUAAAAGCUCUAAAACAGCUUAAGAGUAACUGCAGGAUUUGUAUCUCAUAUGUGUCCAUAGGUAUGGCAUUGUCCUGAAGAAGCUUGAUUUAACAGAAGAUUCCCUGAAGGUGAUGCAGGAAGCUGUUAAUAAAGAACCACUUCACUGGGGAGCAUGGCUUGAACUCUCAUCUCUUUGCACUGAAAAAGAAAUUGUAAGGCUUUUUUGGCAAUAUUUGAACACAACAAUCAAUAAUUUCGUGACUUAAAUCUACUAAAUGGUUCCAAGAAGACCAGUUAAUUUUGUUUUGAGACUUUUCCAGUGGGGAUAAAACUGGAAAAUGCAGUCGGGGGUUUGUGACAUGCUAAGUGAGAGACCCUGGCCCUUAUGUCAGAUUUUCCAGGCUACCGCAUUUCAGACGUUCUGUUCUCAACAUGCAAACAGUCAAUGCUCUUGUAAGCAAUCGGCUUGGAAAUCCAUGAAAGUGGUUGCAACUAGAGCUGGUUGUUUAGGAGAGUGGGUUUUUGCAAGUUACCAUUUAGUUAAUUUAGUCUGGACACAGUCACUUGCAGGAGCUUUAAGAAAGCAAUAAUGCUUGGUAUAUUUUGUUCAAUACUAAUAUUUAGCAUUCUAGUUAACCAAUAGAAGGCGUCACCGUAUGCACAAAUUAACUUCAAAAGCUGAAAGAGCUGGAUAAUUUGAGCAAUUUUCACCUCUUUGCAAGCAAUAACAAAGGAAAUAGCAGUCAUCAAAAACUGUGAAAUUGCUGGUUGGCAAAAACGUUCAUGAGCACAUACAUUGUUUGUAAAGUUUUGUGUUUUUCAAAGAUACUUUUUCCGAAACUGUUUGCUAUGCCAGGCUCAGAUUUCUCGGAAAACUGAAAUUGUUGUAAAUGCUCUUUAGUUAUUCAGAGAGCUUAUUGGACAGAGAAUUAAAGGCAUGUGCUAAUGAGACAAAACAUGUAAACAAAGAUUUGCCUAUAUACAUCUUAAAUAGCUUUAUUUUUGUAAAUCAUCACAUUGGAAGCUGAUGAACCAUUAGAGCUACUGACAAUGUCAUUUUUUCUGUAUUUUAUCAGCUUCAAUCUCUGUCUCUCCCCUCUCAUUGGAUGACACAGUUUUUCCAAGCUCAUGUGGCCAUUGAUCUUCAGUCAUAUGAAGAAGGACUGGAAAGAUAUUCAAAUCUCAGCCAAGCUGGAUUUUCAGAGAACAAAUACAUUUUACUCCAGACAGCACUUGCACAGUAUCACGCAAGAGGUGUAGUACUUUCAAUUCAAUACACUGAAUAACAGGGUUUUUCCUAACUCUUGCAUUUCCUUGUCCAAGGCCUGGAAAACUCCUUACAAUUUUUUUUCUACCUGUUCUUUGAAAACUCCAAAUUGUAAAUGGUACAUAAUAGUUGUUUUCCCAGUAAACACUAAGGAGCUUUCAAGACCUUGUUUGAAAGUGGCUGUAAAAUUGGAAUUUGCAAGUGUUUGUUUUUUAGAAGUGCUGAAAAAUGAAGUAACUGCAGAAAAACUUCUCAGAGUAAGGGUUAGAACCAGGACUUGACCCCAGACUCAUAGAGCUGGAAGCCAAGGAUGUUACCGUUGGGGCACACCUGCUUCCUGUGGGAUACAGUGGACGAAUAAGGGCUGCUCUUUUUCCUUGAAAAAAAUUGAAUAAUAAAAUGAGUUUAAAAACGUCAUGUUAGCUACGCAGCUAAGCCUUUUGUGUGAGUUCUAGGCCCUGGAGUUUUCAUAUUGGUUCCUGAAAAACUCGUAAUUACAGUCAAGGGAUCAUAUUAAUUUUGUGUCCAGUAGCACACUGGUAAAUGACAUACAUUUUUUACAUUUUAAAAGAGGGGAAAUCAGCGACCCACACGAGGCUAUAAAAUAACCUCAGUAGAUUGAAGUCAAUUUUUUUACAUAUUGUUCUCUUGUUUAUCGCGUUCGUCAGAACGCACCCUAAUCUGGUGUUCCUGUGGCACAAAGGCAGAAAUUUUCGAGCUAUCACGGGUGACUGCAGAUUAGCCGCCCCCACUGAUUUUAUAAGGCGCAUCACGACCAGGAAACUGGACUCCUUUCGACUCGAUUUCGUUUCCGUAAAUAACGAACGCGGAUCCGUAAUCAAUGAUUACCUGUAGUAACCAAUAGUAAGCUAUGAAUUCGUGGGUGUGAGAGUUAAAGUCUCAAAUUUUGUUUCUCAGUCAAGUCUACCAUUAUUUUCUUAAGAUUUAUAAAUAUUUCAUGAAAACCACGUAUUAAUUUGCUUUUUGUGUAAUGCAGAUUUUGAUGCAGCUUGCGAUUUAUUUAAAGAGGUGCAAAAAAGAGAUCCAUACUCACUGGAACACGUGGACACAUACUCUAACAUUCUCUAUGUGAAGGUUAGAAGUAGUUGAACUGUGCUGGGUCAGAGUAGCCUGAGUAUCAGGCCUUCCUAAGGGGAUAGGGGAGAGGAGAUUUUUUUAUGAUGGGGGAGGGGGGAGGAGAGAAAGUUUCUCUCCUGCAGCUCUCUCCCUUUUUCGCUUCCAUCUUUCCCCUUUUCCCCCAGAAACGCCUGAUACUCAGGCUAGGGUCAGAGCUUUCAAAUUACAUGAGCAGUAAAUGCAGCGCUCGAAAAAAAGUCCCGUCCAUUCGUCUGGGACAAGUAGAUUUUCCUUCUUGGCAAGUAACUUGUAAAUUCACUUACAAUGUUCCAGGCAAGAAAAAUCUGCGAGCUGCUUGCCCAAGGGACAAUCGUUAAUUGAAUUUUUGCUUCAAGCUCUCUGAGUGCAACGCUAAAUAAUUAAAACAAAAUAUCUGCAAACAUAAGUAAAUCUGGAGGGACAAUCACAAUAUAAUGAACUCUUUUAGGAAAUGAAACCGGAGCUGAGCUACUUAGCGCACCAUACCAACAGCAUUGACAAGUAUAGGGAGGAAACAUGUUGCGUAAUAGGUAAGUCACCUGUCAGUUCCCAAACAAAAAUUAAAAUUAUCAACAUCUAGACUGUUUACAUGUUUGUUUUUCUUUGCUUGCCAUUAAGGCGUAGUGGAGUUCAAAGUUGGGAGAACUGCAAAUAACAGUCAGUUAUCAGGGUGCAAAGAAAGUCAGUUUACAGCUUGCCAUUCGGACAAGCUUCAGCUUGCGUGUACUAGCCAAUCAAAAGUCAUUUCAAUUAGCGACAACUUUUUUGGUUCUUCCGACUAAAACAGUCACGUGGGCAGACAUACGUCUUUUUUUCACUUUUUGGCACUUGUUGCCAUUUCUGUAUUCCCCUACUUACCCGAGAAUAAGCCUGCUUUUUGACAGCGAACUAUAAUUCAGCGAAUGUUUUUUUCCAGGAAAUUAUUACAGUCUUCAUGACCAACACGAGAAAGCAGUGACAUAUUUUCAGCGAGCAUUAAAGUUGAAUCCACAGUACACAUCUGCCUGGACACUGAUGGGACAUGAAUUUAUGGAGAGAAAGAACACUUCAGCAGCCAUCGAAGCUUACAGGAAGGCUAUAGGUACGCGAGAUAUUUAAAUGUCAUCGAUCUCUCGUAGGUCUCCGUAAUUCCUGUCCUAUGUAGUUCGUUCUUUGCUUUGUAGUACUUGGUGGGUGGGAGAUUUCAUAACAACCAUAAAGGAAAUUCCCCUUUCUUUUGGAGAGGAAAUAAACUUCGCUUGUGAUACCUCAAUUUGCCGCUAUGUGGUUCUCCAAAAAAAUCCCCCGACCAUUUGAACAAUCUACUAAUAUUAUUUAUACAUCUCCUGGAAAUUUUGGAAAUGACUCGUAUUUUGACCUGCGGAUAAAGAUGUGAAAGUGGAAAUGAUCCUGGCAGUUGAAUAAACAACCUAAGCGAUUGAAAAAGAACCUGAAAAAAAUUCAGGCUUGACCGGGAAUCAAACCUGGCCGUUGCGAUGAUCGGACGCGCUAUCCAUUAAGCUAAUCAAGUCAACUGGAGAGUAGGCCAUUGUGAGUUCGUAAUAUACACGAUGGUGGAAUGACAGGAAUGGAAAUGGUGAAAUGACCCUUUUUUUGAACUGCGGAUAAAGAUAUGGACAUCUCUUGUCCAACACAGACAAGCUGAUAAGGUCUGUUAAAUUUACAGGGGCAACCAACGCAUUGAAAACACUUUUUAAGCUAUCCAGAGUACUUUUAGAUAUCUAGAAAUGCAUUCUAAGCAGCGCUAUAAAAUUUGUAUCUCUUCGGUCAUCCUAGGGCAACUUGAGUCUUUUCGAAAUUACAAGGGGUUCAGUAUUAUUUUCCCGAAAAUUUUAGAUGCAAUUUUAAGUUUUACGAAGGUAAUUUUUUUCCUGAUUCCUUCCUCCAUCGCAUUCUCGAAUCCGAAAAUUGCAGGUUUCCCUUUUUCAACGAAAAAUAGCUUAACCUGGUGAGUGAAAUGCGAAAAAUUAAACUUUAGAAGAUAGUAGGGAAUUAAUUAGAAAAGUUUCGAAAAUUGUACAUGAAUGGAACAGUCUUCUAGACAUUUUUAGCCUUCCUCAAGCUAUAUAAAAUUGCAGACAAUUUUUGCUUCUCCGAACAGAUAUUUUACAGAAAACGGUCGUUGGGUGCCCCUAAAAUUACCCUGCAAGGCAGGUGCAAAAUGGGGAAGGGAGAGGGAGAGGGAGAGAAAACAGAGAAAAGGGAGAUGGGAUCUCUACAGGCUACAGCAGUUUCUUAUUUCGCGCUCAACAUCUUCUCUACAGGCCGCAGCAGUUUCCCCUUUUCGUGCGCAAAGUCUUCUCCACAGGUCGCAACAGUUCGUCCAUUUCGACUUUCCACUUCUCCGCAGUGAUGUAUUUAUUCCCUCCUGUUUUCCUCUCGCCUUUUAUGCCUUUCUCAUUCUUCCUCGUUUCCUCAACCAACGAAGACUCUCUAAAUAAUAUUUCAUCUCACGCAUAAAUUUUUUAUUCUUUUUAUUGCUAGAGGUAAACUGUCGGGACUAUAGAGCAUGGUAUGGAUUGGGGCAGACAUAUGAAAUCCUAAAAAUGCCUUUUUAUUGCUUAUACUACUACAGACAAGCUCACAAAUUCAGGUAUGCGCUCUUGAGUUGACACGCACGAAAAUUCGCUCCCUAUAAAAUUUUUGUAUCGCAAUUUCUUCAUUCCUUGAUAGUGACCCUUCUACGAUUUUUUUCAACGUUUGAUAUGAACAAGUUGGGGAAAAUCCGUCAACACCACUAAAAAAGCGCCUUAAAAUUAGUAAACUUGCCAAAUUUGAAAGUGAUACGUCUUAAGCGAGCGAAGAUGUGGCUCCGUAAAGUUGCGAAAAUUUACAGACGUUGGUAUGGUGCGGGGCAAGUUGGUUGACAAGUUUGUGCCUCCCAUCAUACAAACGUCUGUAAAUUUUCGCGACUUUGAGGAGCUAUUCUUUGUUUUCACUCACGUAGCCAGCAUCUAUGCAAAUUUAUUGGAACAAAAGAAAGCGUUUACUUAAGAAAAGAGUUCAACUCCCACAGGACUGGUUUGGGACACAAACAUGGCCGCCGUGUCAAAAUAUGGCUGCUAUGACGUCAUGUGAAAACACACAAUAGCCUGCGAACCGCAGACGUAUUUCCGGUCGUCGCUUCUCUCCCUGCGAAAAGUUUUCGGCGGGUGAAACUAGGGCCGAAAAAACCGGAUGCUCUCGCGGGCUAGAGGAGCUAUUUCUUCGUUAGUUUUCAACAAAUUACUUUCAAACUUGGCAAUUUUACUCAUUUUAAGGCGCUCUUUUCAGUGGUGUUGACGGAUUUUCCAGAACUUGUCCAUGUCAAAAGUUGAGAACAACCGUGGAAGGGUCUAGGAUAGCCUAUUCUAGACCAGAAAGUUAAAAGACUAACGUCAGAAUCAGUCCCUGAUUCAACUUGUGUUCCUUUGAUAUUCACGGCAAAGUUGCGCUCAAACUAUGGCGUCCACAGCUGCGCAUACAAAUUUAAUUUAUAUUGAUGUGCACUUUACAGACCCAAUGACUCACGAAUGCUGGUUGCCCUUGGAGAAAGUUACGAAAAGCUAGAAAGAAUGCAGCAAGCCAAAAAAGUGAGUAGUGCACAGCUAGCGCGUCUGUGAUUUUGAAAAUCAAGUCGGAAUUUACAUUAAUAGUUUCAUAACUUUGAGUGAUUAGCUUAAAACGUUCUUAUAUUUCGUUCGAAUUUCUCGACCUUCAUUGGCGAUUUCAUUUCAUCAAAUUGACAGUUGAGAUCAUGUGACUUCGUGGAGAAUCAUUAUUGGCUGGAACUUCAAACCCCUUGUCCCGACUCAGUGAAGGUUUUUCCCUGUUUUAUGGCGGUUGCCGCCGUCACGCGACUUUUUAAUAGUGACACAAUCUUCAGUGUUGUAAAAACCUUAUUCUGUGUGGAUUGAAGUUGUGUCCGAUAUUUUUGUUUCAAAAUGGCAAAGAUUUCCCGGACUGGUGAUCUUUAGCUUGGACACCGCAUGUCCUUGCAGUCUGGCCAAUUUAAUUGUGUUUACAAUGUUCACAAGGAAUCAGUAUCAGUAGUAUCUACAGCCAAGUCAGAAUUCUUGUGGCUAAUCGUUGGCAGAACAAUAGAAUUCCAGCGCCGAAAGUUCACCUGUGACAGUUUUAAAAGGCGCGAAAUUAGGGCGCCAAUCAAAAAGCGUGGCGAUACAAAACUAGAUUGGCAAAGUGAUUGCGAAGUAACUUUCCUUAUUUGACUAAAACAGUGAGACCUCGUUAUAAAUAGUUUUUUUGUGUGUUCAGAAUUUUCACUGUGACCCUUUAAAGUUAGAAAAAAACUUUUUAGGAUAUAUUUUCUGUUCAUUAUUGUGAAUCCCAUUUCAGUGCUAUUUUAGAGCGAUGUCAGUCGGCGAUUUGGAGGGAAUGGCUGUGAUAAAAUUAGCAAGGUAAGGAAAAUAGGAACGUGGGAUGAUUUAUUUUACUUCUUUAUUCCUUCGAUUGUGUAGUCCGAGGUCCUUUUUAAGACUCUUCAGUUUGAGUUCUUGAUUUCUCUAAUUUUUCGGUUGUUUUCCUGUUGUUAGACUGCAUGAAAAACUCCAAGAAGACGAUGAUGCAGCCGUCCAUUACAACCGCUAUGUAGAACAGACAGAAAUUGUUGGGGUAAGAAAAUAUUUUUUCCUUAAAUCUUCACAGUUUGCAGUUCUAAUCAACACGCGCGUUCCAUCUCGCUUAUUUUACGGCUUAGUGAAUCCCUAGCGUACCCACUGCCCCCAGCCGGCGCCACAGGCGAAACUGGACUCUGGUUAAGUCCGUAUGACGUUAUUAAGGCCCAGAUUAAACUUCGAUCUUUUCAUGUACCGAACCUAAUCCUUUCAAUUAAGUACAUGAAAAGAUUGACGUUUGAAUCAAUUAAGUUCGACGUAUCUAAUUUGUGUCGACCCAUGAAUAGGCCACUUCCGAGUUCCAAACACCCUCACUUUCAAAAUGAGGCCAAGUGCACAACCUUUCUUUUGAAAAUGAGUUUUAUUGCAUAAGAAUGAAAAAUUAUUUCCAUAUCAAAGGCUGAGCACCUACCCUCAUUUUGAAACAGAGGCCCGGGGGAACUCGGAAAUGGCCUAUUAAGACCAAGUGACCCAUAUGGGAAUUGAGCGACUUCGUUUCAAACGUCGAACUUCUCAUGAGCCGAACCUAAUGCAUAAAUUACUAAAAUAUAGUUUCACUUGUAAGCAUUGUAGACCAUUGAAUAUCGUGAAAAUGAAUUGGGUCCGACUAAUUAACUUCGACGUCUGAGUCAACCGUCGAACUUAUAUCGUUUAGGUCGACCUAAAUAUGUAUAAAGUUCCGUACAUGAAAAGAUCGACUGGUUUGAACUGGGCCAAACUGGGGUUUAAACUACGUCUGCGAGACAGGCUAUAUGCCCCCGACGGGUAUUUGUCAGGCUCUGAGAUCCCGCGGUGUGGUACAUUUUAUGUGGGGUCUGCUGGAUCAACCGAGGUUUCUGGGUAACUGACCAUCUACCCCUCCCCUAAGUCAACAUUAACACUUACUUCUCACUUUACGCUUAAUGUUGACUUAGGGGAGGGGUAGGUGGCCAGUUACCCAGAAAUCUCAAUUGAUCUGGGCCCAGGGGAGGGUUUUUUUAAGUUUCCGAAGCCAAAAUAGGAAAGUAAUGACUAAUCGAUUGUGGAGUGAUGGCUACGGAAACCUUUGGAAAAAUUUGCAAUGAAUUUCAAGGUAUUAAAAUUGUCGCCGACUGUGAAGAUUACCCCGAGAAGUUUCAUCUUAUUGAAAGUGUCACAUUUUUAUACGACACAGUUUAUUGUAAUCCCUGUGGUAGGAUAUUUGUACGACUCUUCUGGCCCCAAUAUCUGCUGGUAUUCACAGCUUCCCAAAAAAUUGCAAUUGUCUACGUAGGAAGAUGAGCAAACUUAGAAUUCAGAUGACAGCAUGUUGUUGUUUGUUUAGCAGGUUAUGUCCGUGGCUGAACUCUGUUCUGCUUAUCUUUUCCUGUCGAGAUAUAACCUGAAGAAAAGAAAUCUUGAAGCUGCCGAAAUGUACGCUCACAAAUGCUGUGAAUUUAACGAAGUAAGUCGUUUACAUUCAUUUAUUUAGAUCUUCAAUUUGCUGACCUGAUCGCACACGUCGUAGACUACUAGUACUGAGUCCCCCACUCCCCAGGGAUAGUAGAGCGCAUGAAAUAGGCGAACUCGCGUGAAAAUUGUCGCGCGCGAAGAGAAGAAGGACGCGAGAAAGGAGAGAAAAUUUUCUCCCCUCCCUUCUCCGCGUCUCGCGUAUGCCCGCUAGCUGUAAUAUUCACGCGCGCUCGUGUAUUUCGUGCUUCCUACUAUCCCUGAGCUUGUAUUUCGUUUUCAGUUUACAUGAUACCCAUAAUGAAAUUUUGUACCAGAACGAAAAUUUCAUUCGGUAUGAAAACCGGAAUGACUGACUUGUGCUGGACCCAAAUUUCGCCUCAGUAUCAUUUGAACAGAUGCAAUGAAAUGUAUGGAGAUGGAAUGAACUCGUUCCGGAAUGAAAUUCGUCCCGAUAUUAUGUAAACAGCUCCGAAGGAAUGUUACGAUAUAGUACUCGAGUCCUAAUUAUUCCCGCAAUGUUUAUUUCCAGGGUAGAGAAGAGGGAAAAGGCCUCCUCCGGCAGAUUUCUAACAGCAGAUCCAGUGGCGGCGACGGUGACAGGGAGAGCUGUGAUGCUUUUACACAAGAGUUAUCCCUUGUAGGAAAUAUCACCGCUGAUCAUGAAUUAGCGCCUACAAAUCUGGACUUCAAUACGCCUUGAUUCUCCCGUGCGAACUACAGUCGCUUUGCUUGUAUCGCCCCUUGUAAGGGAGUCCAAGACAGUCUCGGAAUCUGUAUUCCACGCCCUGCAUUCCGGAUUCCAGGUACUAUUACCUGGUACCAUUACAUUGUCACUGGAACUUGGAAUCUGGAUUCCAACUGUUAGUGGGAUGCCGGAUUCCACAAGCAAAAGUUCCCGGAUUUGGCAAUCCUGAUUUCCUUACAUGGGGUGACUUGUAAUUGCCUUUACUUGUAGCAAAUUCGCGCGAGGUUAGGAAUUUUUCCGCAAAAGGACGUCGCUCAUUCCUCCUCAUUCAAAUGCAGCUGAAGUUGGCCUUACAAUUGUUCAUACUGGAAACGACAGUACUUGAUGCUACAAUGCCCACAAGACAGCCGAGCUUAUACAACUAGAUCCUUGCAAUACUUUGUGAGAAAAUGCGCUGUAUAGAUGGCAUGGAUUUGUGUCUCCAAAAAAACACUGGCGCAUAGGAUUCCCGAAAGAAAAAUCUUCUAUGAACCUGCAUGGGAGAACUCUUAGAAAAGGCGUGUGUAUGAAACUGAAUGGAAGAACCCAAACACGUGCUGAGGAAUUCAGAUGAUUCAAAUUACUUCACUGAGAUAUCGCGAAUUUUCGUUAUUACCAACCUCUCUGUAUUUUAUACCUUUAUAGCGCGGAUAAAAUUUCUUCAGUCUGUGGAUAGUACUUGUGAAUCCCUUUCUUCAGUGUUUCUUGUCAAUAACAAGAAAACUAUAUGCAAAGAAGACCGUCGUUGCGAAAGGCGUC
Molecule: messenger RNA, 14062 nt
Organism: Porites lobata
Lineage: Eukaryota; Metazoa; Cnidaria; Anthozoa; Scleractinia; Poritidae
Source: the annotation of a GenBank genome assembly